This is a messenger RNA of Candidula unifasciata, 3111 nucleotides long. NCBI's taxonomy places the organism in Eukaryota, Metazoa, Mollusca, Gastropoda, Stylommatophora, Geomitridae. The record is from the annotation of a GenBank genome assembly.
AUGGCGGACGGGCAACAUCCGUCUGAUCACAGACAAAACAUAACUAAGAUGGCCCUGUGUCCAUCUUUCACAAUACGUUUACUUAUUAUAGCGAUUAUUUAUUCAGUGUGUUUGGAUAAAGUAUGUGUUUCUUCUUUGAAAUCGUGUCAGGAAUGUGAUCAGGGAAGGUGUAUUAAUGAAACCUGCACCUGCCUACCUGGAUGGAGAGGCAUAAACUGCGAUGAAUGUUACGGAAGAAUUAGCUUGCCACCAGGAAAGGAAGGGGUCAUACACGAUGGUUCAGCAAAUUAUUCCAAGGAUAUCACAUGCAGCUGGCUGCUAGCAGCCGAGCAGGAGAACAUGAGGGUGCGGUUAUUGAUCAAUGAUUUCGCCACAGAAUGUAUAUGGGAUCAUUUGUAUGUACACGAUGGGGAUUCGGCAUUUGCACCUUUAGUUUCUGUCAUCAGUGGCAUCAUGUGGGAUUUGAAAGAUAAACCAGAAAUCAAGUUUAAGUUAAGUGGGAAGUAUGCCUUCAUUCACUUUUACAGCGAUGCUGCGCUCACACUACCAGGAUUUAACAUUUCAUAUUUUAUUGAUAGCUGCAGCUUGGAGUGCUCAAACGGAAUUUGCAACAACAGUGUGUGUGAAUGCAAGCCUGGGUGGAAAGGAGUAAACUGUGAUAGCCUGAUAUCUGAGUGUCCUUUUAAUUGCUCCAAUCAUGGACAAUGCAUGGCCACUGGCGGAUGCAAUUGCUCUGACAAUUACACAGGUCUUAAUGAAUGCACAAAUAUUUUAAGUAAUGAAUGCACAAAUAUUUUGGUUUUCAGGUAUAGCAUAAACUCAAAAAAUUGGAUUGCAUUUGCAGAGCCAGGACCUAUUCCAUGGCCACGCUACGGACACACUGCAGUCUUUCAUAAGGGAGCCCUUUAUUUAUAUGGAGGUGUGAAAGGAACCAUGAUCAUGAAAGAUUUAUGGAUGUAUAACAUUACAUCUGGAACAUGGAGUACACUUGCCAGUUGUCCACGCAGCAUCUUUGGCCAUACCAGUCAUGUAGUAAAUGACAAAGUCUUGGUCAUAUUUGGCUACAGUCCAGACUAUGGGUACUCUAAUGAGGUUUUCGAAUACAGUAUUGCGACGAAUGCAUGGAGUGUUGCAAAGCAUGUGGGGAGCCUAGUUCAGGGCACUUAUGGGCACACCAGUGUGUUUGACACUGACCGACAGAAGAUCUAUGUGUACGGUGGCUACCAGAGUUCUAGUACCUAUCAGCACACAGAUCAGUUGUACCAGUAUGACCCUUACACCAACGAAUGGUACAUUUUGCAAGGUAGUGGCAGUGCCCAGUACUUGCACUCGGCAGCAAUGAUGAAUGGACUGAUGCUUGUCUUCGGGGGAAACACACACAAUGACACACAGAUUAGUAAACAGUGCUUUGCCUCAGAUUUCAUGAUUUAUGAUAGAAGUACGUUCAUAAGUUACUUUUUUGGUAGACUAUCAAGUCUUUCAUCUCUGUAUUGCAGCACUGUGUACAUAUUUGGUGGAUUUAACUCUUUUCUAAAGACUGACCUCCUCAUCAUCAGAGAAGGGAAUUGUACAUUUUACAAGAAUCAGGAUGCAUGUGAAUCAGCGAUUCCAGGAAUUAAAUGUCAGUGGGUGAACAACCAGUGUGUGACAAACACUAACACCACCUGUCACAGCAAAGAUUCAGAAGCAAAGUGUUUAGGAUACAACACAUGUAGUUCCUGCCAGAAUACUGCAGGGUGCCAUUGGUGUGGGGGCUUAUGUACCUCAUCUCCAGCGACAACACCCAACUGUAGCAUGGUUUGCACACAAAAAGUAUGUAGUGAUCAGCAUUCUUGUGAGAACUGCACCAGUGCACAGUGCAUGUGGUGCUCCAAUCUGGCUCAGUGCAUCGACACCAAUGCCUAUGUGGUUUCCUUCCACUAUGGCCAGUGCAUGGGCUGGAUCACAAAGGCUGCUGCAUGUAAUGGUAAGAACACUUCAAACAACUGCUCCACCUUAGCAACCUGUGCAGACUGUCAAGCCAGACCUAAGUGUGAAUGCCAGUGCAAUGGACACUCCACAUGUCUGAAUGGUUCCAGCACUUGUGAAAAAUGUCAAUUUCCAACUACUGGUCCUCAGUGUCAGUACUGCUCUGACGGAUAUUAUGGAAAUCCAGAAAAUGGUGGAAAGUGUACACCGUGUUUCUGCAAUGGCCAAGCUGACAGUUGUAAUCCACUUAAUGGUGAUUGUUACUGUCGAACCAGAGGUGUUACUGGUAAAUUCUACCAGCUCAACACUGAUUUCCAGUAUACAUUCAACUUGUCAAAGCUGGAUGAUACCCGUUUAACACAGAUCAAUUUCUUGAAUACUCCUACUUCGAGUGACAGAGAUGUUGAUUUCACCUUGAAUUGUUCUUCGGGUGGAUCCUCUGCAAUGAUAAACGUUACAUAUAAAUCAAAAACAUCCCCUCAAGAGAAAAUUUAUGUGACGGAACGCUCGUGUGACUACUUCCACAUCAAGUUUGACCACAAGACUUAUCCUUUGGCUGGGAAAGAAAACACCACUUUCUUUGUUUAUGUCUACAAUUUCAAGACACCGUUUAUGAUUCAGAUAUCAUUUUCACAGUUUCCAAAAAUAGAUCUUGUACACUUUUUCGUUACAUUCUUUAGCUGCUUCCUGUCUCUGUUGCUGAUUGCUGCAGCACUGUGGAAGAUCAAACACAAAUAUGACGGCUAUAGGAGGAGACAGCAAAUGAUAGUGGAGAUGCAGCAGAUGGCCAGUCGCCCUUUCUCCACCAUUGCUGUGGAGAUUGACCGUAAAUUUGAUUCCGCUGUUACAGACAAAAGAGAUCACUUAGAUUCAGUACUAAGAAGACGCAGGAAGAUUAGCAACAAGCCAUCGGCAAUAGCUAUUGAACCUCUUUCUGACCAUAAGGCAGCCAUUUUGACACUUCUGAUACAGUUGCCCACCGGAGAUUUAGAGUAUGCACCUAGUGGUCAGUCUGGAUUGGCUGUAGGCAGUGCACUCGUGUCUAUUGGUUCUAACAGGAAGCAGAGCUUAGAACAUAUCAAAGGGGAUAAACCAAAAAUACGGAAAGCUCUCACACAUAGUCACCCUGACGCUUGUGCUUAA